Ipomoea nil (Japanese morning glory) is the source of this 873-nucleotide messenger RNA. Its product is annotated as probable E3 ubiquitin-protein ligase RHY1A. The transcript is spliced from 3 exons. The record is from RefSeq and is a predicted model, not a curated record. NCBI's taxonomy places the organism in Eukaryota, Viridiplantae, Streptophyta, Magnoliopsida, Solanales, Convolvulaceae. Bases 189 to 767 code for a protein of 192 amino acids.
CAAACUCACUUUCACAGAAGCUUCCCUCUUCCAGACAUUUCUUACACUCUCUCUAUAUAUAUAUAACUCCUAACAACACGCCUUUCCUAUCAUUUUCCUUCGCUGCCCUCAUCUUCUAAGCGCCUCUUCAUGCACAGUAACAUCUUGAUUUCUUAAUUCCUUCAAAAAUUUAUUCAAUUUGCUGAGACAUGGCCGGCAUGCUUCCCGGUGUGGAGUGUGCUCGGCGGCGGAGAUUUCAUCAGAGCGGCGGCUUGUCGGACUCAACCACCUCCACCACCACUUCCUCCUCCACAAGAAGGUCGUCCUUUUGCCUGUACACAAGCAACCAUGAUUCCCAUCUCAGCUCAAGCUCAAGCUCCUCAUCCAUGCAGCAAAGGAGUACGAUUGGGAAGGCGUACCAAGAUGAGAAGCUAGGUGCUGCCGCCAGAGAAGCCAAGGAAAGAUUGGAUGAGAGGCUGAAAUCAGGUCAUUGCAAAUCUGACCACAAAAGGAAUUGUAGAAAAACGGCAGCAGAAAAGGGGGGAAUGGUGAUGGGAGAUGUGCAGAUGUUAAAGAGCAAGGCGAUGAAAUGGGCAAAAAAGUUGGGGUGGAAAGCGUCAGAGGAGGAGGAAGAGUGUGCCAUAUGUUUGGACCACUUUAAGGUUGGUGAGACAUUGAUGCAGCUGCCAUGUUCCCAUAGGUUCCACUCAAGGUGUUUGCUUCCUUGGCUUGACACAAAUGCACAUUGCCCUUGUUGUAGGAUGGGGAUUUUGUCUUCACCCUUUUAAUGGUUUUUUAAUUUUGGCCACGUUGAAGAAGAAAGAUGGACUAUUAUACAAUCUGUAAUUAGCUUGCUUGCUUGCUGUGGAUUAUGGUUGAGAAUUAAUAUAUAUA